Molecule: messenger RNA, 828 nt
Organism: Rhizopus microsporus ATCC 52813
Lineage: Eukaryota; Fungi; Mucoromycota; Mucoromycetes; Mucorales; Rhizopodaceae
Product: COPII-coated vesicle component Hrf1
Exons: 6
Coding region: 1-828 (275 amino acids)
Biological process (GO): endoplasmic reticulum to Golgi vesicle-mediated transport
Cellular component (GO): endoplasmic reticulum membrane; Golgi membrane; COPII-coated ER to Golgi transport vesicle
Source: RefSeq, a predicted model, not a curated record
AUGCAGCAACAACAACAACAACAGCAAUAUGAUCCUAAUGCUUAUACUCCUCAACAUUCACAACAUUCAAGCAAUCUAUACAGCCACUUCGGCUUUAAUGAUCCUGCUGCUCAAAUGGGUAUGCAGUUUGCUGGUACAGCUAUGGCUCAAGGGUCUGCAUAUGUUGAAAAGAAUUUCAAUAGAUGGGUAAAUAUGCCUGCAUUAAGGCAUUACUUUAAUGUAAGCAAUAGUUACGUUAUGAACAAGUUAAGACUAUUACUGUUUCCUUGGAGAAAUCAUUCGUGGAAUCGUUUGAUAAUGAGAUCAGAGACAGGUCAAAUGGAAGGGUUUAAACCGCCAAGAGAGGACUUAAAUUCACCUGAUCUGUAUAUUCCUGUAAUGGCCGUUGUAACAUAUGUGCUACUUUGCGGAUUAACCGCUGGGCUUGAGAACAAAUUCCAUCCAGAGUUAUUGUAUAUUGCUGUAUCCACCUCGGUUGCUGUUGUGUUUUGGGAAAUUGUCUACACACGCUUAGGCUGCUAUUUCCUAAAUAUACCUUUUGAGGCUUCCAUGCUUGACUUACUCUCUUACUAUGGUUACAAAUUCGUUGGUAUCAUUGUUACGGAUGUUGUCAAACUAUUAGGGGGCAAGGGCUAUAGCACAUGGUUUGUGUUCUUUUACACGGGUCUAUCCGUCAGUUUCUUUUUGCUUCGCUCUAUGAGAUAUGUCAUUCUACCUGAUGCUGCUGCGGGGCCUUCUACCCUGAAUCCUCAACGUAAACGACGAAUGUGGUUUUUGUUGACAAUUGCUUCUCUUCAGAUGGUAUACAUGUUCUUUUUAAUAAACUAA